This is a messenger RNA of Cladophialophora carrionii CBS 160.54, 1752 nucleotides long. RefSeq lists its product as uncharacterized. NCBI's taxonomy places the organism in Eukaryota, Fungi, Ascomycota, Eurotiomycetes, Chaetothyriales, Herpotrichiellaceae. The transcript has 3 exons. Gene Ontology annotation, biological process: ketone body catabolic process. Bases 1 to 1752 code for a protein of 583 amino acids. The record is from RefSeq and is a predicted model, not a curated record. Gene Ontology annotation, molecular function: succinyl-CoA:3-oxo-acid CoA-transferase activity.
AUGGCUUCUCCAACAGCAAGACGCACACUGCUGCUCUGCGUCAAUGAUCUCAGGACUGCGAGCUCCCCAAAUCGUCACGUCAACAACUUGCUUCCCCGCAGAAGCCUACACCAGCGCCAAUCAAGAGUCAGACCAUGGCUCGCCUCGCAACAGCAGCAUGAUAUUCGAUACUUUUCACAUUCACGACUGAGACAGCGCGAGGCUGCACCAUCUCCCAAGCUCGCUGAUGAUGACCAGCCCGUCAUUGACCGCACCAGGUCGAAGCUGUUCAAAGACGCCGACGAGGCUGUUGCAGACAUCAAGUCCGGCUCCACGAUCUUUAGUGCCGGGUUUGGACUCUGCGGCACGGCCGAGACGAUCAUCACGGCCCUGCACAAGCGUGGGCCCGACUCGCUGAACAACCUCACUGCGGUGUCCAACAAUGCUGGCGCAGCAGGCGCCGGAGGCUUGUCGCCGCUGACCCAGUCAGGCCAAAUCACGCGCUGCAUCCUCUCAUAUCUCGGCAACAACAAGAAACUCGAACAGAAGUACCUGAACGGCAACAUUGCGAUUGAACUAUGUCCGCAAGGGACGUUGGCGGAACGUAUCCGCGCUGGCGGCAGCGGGAUCCCGGCAUUCUAUACCCCGACUGGUGUUCACACAUUCAUUCAGACGGGCGAGAUCCCGACACGACUUGGCCCCGCAGACCCGGCGACGAAGAAAUCCGUGGUGCUUGAGCCGGGCAAGGCGCGCGAGACGAGGAUAUUCAACGGCAGAACCUACGUCAUGGAGACCGCGCUGACGGGCGACGUUGCCAUUAUCCGGGCAUGGAAGGUCGAUGAGGCAGGGAACUGUCAGUUCAGAUACACCACCAAAGCAUUCGGCCCCAUCAUGGCCAAAGCAGCGCGCCUGACGAUCGUCGAGGCCGAAAACAUCGUGCCCAUCGGCUCGAUCGACCCCAACGACGUACACCUCCCGGGCAUCUUCGUCGACCGCAUCGUGCCCGCCACUGUCGAGAAGAAGCUGGAGAUCAAGAAGACGCGACCGACUUCUUCCACCUCCGAGGCAUCAGCCGCGUCGGCCAAACCCGAGUCCGACAAAUCCGACGCGCUCGUCCGGCGCGACCGCAUCGCGCGCCGUGCCGCCAAGGAACUCAAACACGGCAUGUACGUCAACCUGGGCGUGGGGAUGCCGACGCUCGCGCCCAGCUUCCUGCCCGAGGACGUCAAGGUGUGGAUCCAGUCGGAGAACGGCAUCCUGGGUAUGGGCGCGUACCCGACCGAAGACGAAGUCGACCCGGACAUCAUCAACGCGGGCAAGGAGACGGUGACGCUCGUGCCGGGCGCGGCCACGUUCGACAGCGCCGAGAGCUUCGGCAUGAUCCGCGGCGGGCACGUCGACGUGUCGAUCCUGGGCGCCCUGCAGGUCAGCGCCGCGGGCGAUCUCGCCAACUACAUGAUCCCCGGGAAGGUGUUCAAGGGCAUGGGCGGCGCGAUGGACCUGGUCUCCAACCCGGGCCAGACCAAGAUCGUGGUCACGACGGAUCACGUCGACAAGUACGGCGCGCCCAAGAUCGUCGAGGUGUGUUCGUUGCCGUUGACGGGCGCGCGCGUCGUCAGCACCAUCAUCACGGACUUGUGUGUUUUUGAGGUCGACCGCGUCAAGGGCACGUUGACCCUGACCGAGUUGGCCGACGGCGUGACCGUGGACGAGGUCAAGGCGAAGACCGGGGCCAAGUUUGCCGUGGCUGAGGAGCUUGGGUCCAUGGAGUGA